This is a messenger RNA of Myotis davidii, 1135 nucleotides long. RefSeq names its product serine/arginine-rich splicing factor 7. Gene Ontology annotation, biological process: mRNA splicing, via spliceosome. The record is from RefSeq and is a predicted model, not a curated record. Gene Ontology annotation, molecular function: zinc ion binding; RNA binding. NCBI's taxonomy places the organism in Eukaryota, Metazoa, Chordata, Mammalia, Chiroptera, Vespertilionidae. Gene Ontology annotation, cellular component: nucleoplasm; cytoplasm; ASAP complex. The transcript is spliced from 7 exons. Bases 1 to 714 code for a protein of 237 amino acids.
AUGCGCAGAGAGACCCAGCCGCCGCGGAUAUAUCAGCCGGAACCCAGGCUCUUCCUCAUAGAUGCCGCUGGGGCCGUUGAAACCAAGGUGUAUGUUGGUAACCUGGCCACUGGUGCUGGCAAAGGAGAGUUAGAAAGGGCUUUCAGUUACUACGGCCCCUUGACAACUGUGUGGAUUGCAAGAAACCCUCCGGGAUUUGCCUUUGUGGGGUUUGAGGACCCGAGAGAUGCAGAGGAUGCAGUUCGGGGCCUGGAUGGCAAGGUGAUUUGUGAUUCCCGAGUGAGGGUGGAGCUAUCAACAGGCAUGCCUCGGAGAUCUUAUUUGGAUAGACCACCUGCCCGACAUCCCUUUGACCCAAAUGAUAGAUGCUAUGAGUGUGGUGAAAAGGGACAUUAUGCUUAUUAUUGUCAUCGCGUUAGCCGACGAAGAAGAAGCAGGUCACGGUCUAGGUCACAUUCGAGAUCCAGAGGUAGACGAUAUUCUCGCUCACGGAGCCGGAGCCGGGGAAGGAGGUCGAGAUCAGCAUCUCCUCGGCGAUCGAGAUCUGGAUCCCUUCGUAGAUCACGCUCCGCUUCACUCCGGCGGUCUGGAUCUGGCUCUAUAAAAGGAUCGAGAUCUCGGUCAAGGUCAAGAUCAAGAUCCAGGUCUGUUUCACGACCAAGAAGCAGCCGAUCAAAGUCCAGAUCUCCAUCUCCAAAAAAGAAGGUAAGCUAAAUAACAAAAAGAAGGUAAGCUAAAUAAUUUGUUGCCAAAUUUUAACUGUCAAAUGUGGCCUCUGCAGAAUUUGUUUGCUUCCUGCCUACUUUGCAGGCUUUGAUUUUGAGCUCGUUGGAGAAUUGGUGCUAUAUAUAUAAAUACUAAGUUUCUUAAAGGAUUGCUUUUCCUGCUUCAUUAUCACCUUAUACUUUCAUUGGAAAUAUUUAGUCAUAAAAUGUUAGAAUGACAGUCAAGAUGUGUUUAGUCCUGUGAACCCUUAAUUGUAUAAUUUCAUAAGACACAUGCUUUCCCCACACACAGGUAAAAGGGAAAUGAAGAAAAAUUUGUAGGUUGAAAUCUUGAAGCUAAACUAUUAUCUGUCUAGUUCAGUGAUGGCGAACCUGUGACACGUGUGUCAUAGGUGACACGCGAACACAUU